Messenger RNA from Arabidopsis lyrata subsp. lyrata, 1054 nucleotides. Its product is annotated as meiotic nuclear division protein 1 homolog. Lineage: Eukaryota; Viridiplantae; Streptophyta; Magnoliopsida; Brassicales; Brassicaceae. Gene Ontology annotation, cellular component: nucleus. Gene Ontology annotation, molecular function: double-stranded DNA binding. The transcript has 10 exons. The record is from RefSeq and is a predicted model, not a curated record. Gene Ontology annotation, biological process: reciprocal meiotic recombination. The coding region runs from base 148 to 840 and encodes 230 amino acids.
UAAGUUUUCAAGGCUUCUUCAACAAUUCUCUCAUUUCGAAUUUGAUAGAGAGAGAGUAGAGAGGAGACGAUAGUGAGAGAGAGAGAGAGAGAGGUGUAGCAGAGUUUGAAAUCCUUUGGAUUGCAUUAUCAGGAACAAGAGAUCACGAUGUCAAAGAAACGGGGGCUUUCGCUGGAGGAGAAGCGGGAGAAGAUGCUUCAGAUAUUCUAUGAGUCUCAAGACUUCUUCCUACUAAAGGAACUAGAGAAGAUGGGACCGAAGAGGGGUGUAAUUAGUCAGUCUGUGAAAGAUGUUAUCCAGAGUUUAGUCGAUGAUGAUCUUGUCGCGAAAGACAAGAUUGGGAUUUCUAUCUACUUUUGGAGCCUUCCCAGCUGUGCUGGCAAUCAACUUAGGAGUAUCCGUCAGAAACUUGAAUCUGAUCUUCAGGGUAGUAACAAAAGGCUAGCAGAACUUGUUGAUCAGUGUGAGGCCCUAAAGAAGGGAAGGGAAGAAUCGGAGGAACGAACAGAGGCCUUGACGCAACUCAAAGAUAUUGAAAAGAAACUCAUAGAGCUGAAGAACGAAAUGGUACAAUUUGCUGACAACGAUCCAGCUACUUUGGAGGCAAUUAGGAAAGCAAUUGAAGUUGCUCACCAGUCGGCUAACAGAUGGACAGAUAACAUCUUCACAUUGAAACAAUGGUGUUCAAACAACUUCCCCCAGGCCAAGGAACAGCUAGAACAUCUAUACACGGAGGCCGGAAUCACUGAGGACUUUGAUUACAUUGAGUUAUCUUCAUUCGCGUUGAGCUCAUCACAUGAAGCUGAUACUGCAAGGCAGCUAGUAGAAGAUGAAGCUUAGUUCUAAAACUCUCCAGCAUAACAAUUAAAGACACUAUAGCUUAAAGUUUUUGUUUCUUUAUCAGUAGUCCUAAAGGUUGCAAUGGUCUGUUAUUCUAUGUGACCACAGUUUUGUGGUCAGAUAAGAUGCUUAUCUGUCGGCUGUCGGCUAUGUCCAAUGUUGGCUAUGUCCUUUUUAAAAAGAUUUUUAUAUAUCAUGGUUAGUUGUUGACCCA